Molecule: messenger RNA, 1052 nt
Organism: Solanum verrucosum
Lineage: Eukaryota; Viridiplantae; Streptophyta; Magnoliopsida; Solanales; Solanaceae
Product: NDR1/HIN1-like protein 26
Exons: 2
Coding region: 49-978 (309 amino acids)
Cellular component (GO): plasma membrane
Source: RefSeq, a predicted model, not a curated record
UUGUUUUCAAACUUUCAUCUUGUCUUCCAUUUCCAAAUUUUGAUCAUAAUGUCCCGCCAACGCGAAACCAACCCUUAUUUUCUUCCACCACAUGUUCCUCCACUUGAACAACAUGAACCACAACAUCCUCCUUUCUCUUCUCAAUUUCCACCUUCUAAUGCAAAAAAUCAAACACCACAUGAACCACAUUCUCCUGGUGAUUCUUAUUUUCCAAGUCCAACAAUGCCAGUGUCAACAAGACAUUCCCAGCCACAGCUGCAUUCAGGACCACAACCACAUACUGGUCAUAACUCUCACUUACCAACACCAGUACCACCACCACGACAUCAGCAGCCACAUUCAGGAUCUCGACCACAUAGCCAACAUCAUCGUCACUCUUCAGGUCUAGUGCGAGUACCCACUAGGCGUAAAACUAGGCCAUUUGCAUGGCUAGUUGCAGGUUUUUGUGCACUUUUCUGGGUCAUGGUAAUAGUAGCUGGCCUAGCAAUCCUCAUCAUAUAUCUUGUAUUUCGCCCAAGAAAUCCAAAGUUUGACAUAACUAGUGCCACACUCAAUGCAGCCUAUCUUGACAUGGGAUACCUCCUUAAUGCUGACCUUACUAUACUAGCGAACUUCACAAAUCCAAACAAGAAAGGGAGGGUGGAUUUCCAUUACGCCAUUCUUGAUCUUUAUCAUGGUGGACACCUAUUGGCUUCCAGUUACAUGGACCCUUUCUCGACAAUGAGCCAUGAGUCGAGGUUUCAAGAUGUACACUUGGUGAGCAGCCAAGUGAGACUUUCUUUGGAACAAAGUCAACAACUGAAGAAAGAAGUGGAUAAUGGAAGAGUGAAGUUCGAAGUGAAGGGAUUGUUUAGAGCAAGGUCUAACUUAGGGAGUUUCCUUCAAUACUCCUACUGGUUGUAUGCCCAGUGCACUAUUGUGGUUACCAGCCCUCCAACUGGUGUCUUGAUUGGCAGAAAGUGCACAACGAAGCGCUAACAGUCAACAGAGCUUAUUAUUUUGACUUCAAGAAAUGGCUUCAGUUACCUGUGCUGGCUGCUCUUUCUCUCAUG